CAAUGAUUUUAGUUGUCAAAAUGUGAAAAAAGAAGAAAAAGUAUUUUUGCAAAAGAAAUUUUUUCCUCUCAAAUAUCUAAUGGAAAAGAAAGUCUUUAAAAUAAUAUACUUAAAAAAAGAAAGGAUAUAAAUAAUUUAGCAAACAUUUUAGUGUAGUUUAUAUAAAUUCCUUUUAGAACUAGUACAGUGCUUUUAAAGUAAAACAUGUUCCAAGUAGUAAAAAUUAUUUAAAGCACAAAGAAUUAUAUAGAAAUUUUGGUGUGGCCUGAAAAAAUAGUAAUAGUGAAAAUAAUUUAUAAUAUAUAAUGUUAAUUAAACAGCAAACCUAUUAAAUAAGCCGGAAAUAAUUAAAGCCACCAGCACAAAGUUAUCACCACCACAACCAUCACCAAAUUCCUGUUUGGAACACAAAUUACCAUGAAAAUAAUGCGCUUAAGACAUGCUAAACUAAUUGUACUACUUAUAGUUAUUGCCAAUCUAAUAUUAUUCUAUUAUUCAUGGAAAUCUACGCUAUGGAAAAAUAUUGCUGCCUCCCUUACGCUACCCAGUAUGGAGUCAUACGAUUUGCUCAAAAACCCUUCUCAACAGCAUCAGCAACAACAUGUGGAAAAAUCUCCCAAAGAAAAAGCACGCAAUGCCUUCAAACAUAUACGCAAAUCUAUGACCAUAGUUUUUCGUAAUUUUUAUACUUUUGAAAAUGACAUUAAGGAUUCAAUUGAUAGUAUAUUGGAUGUUAUACCCAAUAUGCCCAUUAUAGUAUUUCAAGAAGGCUUAGCCUAUCCCCCUUUAAUGUAUCAACGCAAUAGCAGCUCUCUAAAGGGUGAAGAGAGUAAUAGUGUGCGUUUUAUAAACUUAGGAUUUGAUAUAUUAAAACCCAUACAGGAAUUGAAUCCUUUAUCUACUAUACACACAAAAUAUGCCCUAUUUAUGCCGGACAGUGUACGUUUGACUAGCAAGAAUCUGUUACAGAAAAUAUUGCGUGAAAUUAAUACCAAUACUUGGGAUAAAGACAAAGAUAGCGGUGGUAGUCAAACUGCAGUACGUAGAGCUAAACUAUCACCGCCCCUAGAAGAAACUGUUAGACGUAUGAUUAUUGUACCAUUUGCUGGUAAUUUAAAAUCAUUUGUGGGUUGUUUACAAAUCGUCUUGGACUUGCCCAAUUGGACGAUACAAUAUGUGGCUGUGAAUAGCACAAGUGAUAAAUGUGAUUUAUUUCUGCAAAAACAUGCCGUUUUAGUGGAUGUAGCAGUUUUGAAGGAAAUGCCUGAACCUUUGGCGGCACCAUUUCCGGAAAUGUUUUAUAUACAGGCGAAAUUAAAUAAUAUAACGAAAUUCGUCUAUCCUCAAUCAUUUCAAGAUGGUCGACGACUCUUUGCUGCCUAUCACACCAAACAAAGACGAACCGACAUGAAACGUCGUCAAUUCCGAGAUAUGUAUAAAAAACUGCAAAUCAAGCGUAUUGUCAGACGAUCACAUAAGGUUGCUAUCAAAUCGGAUACAAAGGAUACAUCAUCGUAUAGUUCACAACAUAACCUAGUAUUAGAUACACAAUUUUCAUCCUCGAAUUUCUCUUUGCCGCUGGUAACCGACAUAGAUUUGAUCGGUUGCGAAAGAACCACAAAAUCCUGUGUGGGUACGGUGUAUAAUCAAAAACCAUUUUAUAUUUAUUUGGGUAAACAUACACCACCCUGUUGUUUGGAUAAACUAAAGAGCACUUUUAAUCAUGUACUCGAGGAAUUUGAAAACGUAGGUAUACGUUAUUGGCUAGAUAAUCAGGCAUUAAGGACGGCAAUAGAUACCAAUCAGUUAUCGCCAGAUGCUUAUGAUAUUGAUAUAAGUUUUAAUGUAGACGAUUUGGAACGUUCGAAUUCCCUAAAGAAAUCACAAACAAAACCCUAUGUAGAUAAUGAGGGUUUCUAUUGGAUAAAAGCAACCGACGGUCAUUACUUUAAGGUGCAAUUUUCGAAAAUUAAUCAGAUUGGCGUGAAUCUAUUACCUUUUGAGAUAAACGGUAAUGAGGUGAAACCGAAUGGUUUCUUUGGGUGGAAGGCAAAAUCAUUUUCGGCAGAUUUUUUGCAUCCCAUGUCGACGGUGCUAUUUUUGGGUAAAAAUAUUAUGUGUCCCAAUAAUGUUAGAGACUAUUUAGAAUUUAAGAGUAUACAGGAGAGAAAUUGAGAAUUAUCAAGAGGCAAUGUGACGGGAUGAGGUGAGUUGCUGUACUUAUGUGUAGUAAAUCUUAAUCGUUUAGUUUUGUUUGGAGGAAAGUUUUUUAGUUUAGUGUGAUUUAGUUUAGUUUUAAUUUCUGUUUUUGUUUUAAUACUGUUCAUAGUUUUUGUUAUUAUUUAGCUUAAUACAUAGAGAUAAAGCAGUAUAAUUAAUGUAUUAAUUAAUCAAAUAUAUUCCUGAGCUGUAAGCAAAUCUAUUAAAGCAUUAUUUUAUAUAAAAAUCAUUUUAUUUUUCUUUUUGUAACAAGGAAUUGCUUUUAGUUUUUAUGAAAUUAGUUGAAACAACAAAAAUAAUAAUCACAAUUAUAAUU
Molecule: messenger RNA, 2536 nt
Organism: Lucilia cuprina (Australian sheep blowfly)
Lineage: Eukaryota; Metazoa; Arthropoda; Insecta; Diptera; Calliphoridae
Product: fukutin-related protein
Exons: 3
Coding region: 418-2175 (585 amino acids)
Biological process (GO): protein O-linked glycosylation via mannose
Cellular component (GO): Golgi apparatus
Source: RefSeq, a predicted model, not a curated record